Messenger RNA from Papilio machaon (common yellow swallowtail), 1733 nucleotides. RefSeq names its product putative inorganic phosphate cotransporter. The transcript is spliced from 11 exons. The record is from RefSeq and is a predicted model, not a curated record. NCBI's taxonomy places the organism in Eukaryota, Metazoa, Arthropoda, Insecta, Lepidoptera, Papilionidae. Gene Ontology annotation, molecular function: transmembrane transporter activity. Gene Ontology annotation, cellular component: plasma membrane. The coding region runs from base 227 to 1645 and encodes 472 amino acids. Gene Ontology annotation, biological process: transmembrane transport; monoatomic anion transport.
UAAACCAAACCAAAAUAAUUACCAAAGAAACUAAAAUUUAAACAAGUUAAACACCCAACGAGCAUUCAGGGACACAACUAGCAGUAUUAAAUGCUUAAUUACAAUAUUAAUUCGAAUUAAAAUGUACUCAAGGUUAUAGUUUAAGAUCAACGUUAAAUUAUAAUUGUUGUUGAAACAUUUUCCUGUUCUUCGAGUGAUUCCUAAGAAGUAUUAAAACAAAGUGAAGAUGUCAGAAGAAGGUGCCACCACACAGGAUGUUAAGAAACCCAGAUCUGCACUGGGCGUGCGACACGCACAAUGUGUGAUGCUGUUCUUUGCGCUUGUGCUGGCGUUUGCGAUGCGCGUCAACAUGAGCAUGGCCAUCGUCGCUAUGACUGACAAGACGAAGGAGGACUCGUUCGAGUGGAGCAUGCAGACACAGUCGGUGAUUCUGUCGUCGUUCUUCUGGGGCUACGUGGUGCUGCAGAUCCCGGCGGGUGAGCUGGCGGCACGCUACGGCGGCAUGGUGCUCAUCACCGCAUGCAUCGCCAUCAAUUCCGCCGUCUCUCUGCUGAUCCCUAUCGGAUCCCACUAUGGCGGGUGGCAGCUGGUGUGCGUGUGUCGCGUGGUGCAGGGUCUCUUGCAGGGCUUCCUUUUCCCCUCCAUGCACAACCUCAUUGGCAAGUGGGUGCCGCUCGAGGAAAAGAGCCGCCUCGGAACAUUGAUUUAUGCCGGUGCUCAGUUCGGCACAGCACUGCAGUUGAUGGCGUCGGGCUUCGUCGCAGAGUAUUGGGGCUGGCCGGCCAUCUUUUACAUGAAUGGUACCCUGGGCGCCGUGUGGACCGUUGUCUACGUUUUCCUCGGCGCUGAUUCCCCGCAGACCUCGAGGAUGAUUAGUGCCGAGGAGCGACUCUACAUACAGACAUCUUUAGGACAUGUCGGUGGUCAGAAGAAACUGCAAACUCCAUGGAAGAAAAUCUGGACGUCGCUAUCUUUUAUCUCCCUGAUCGUGGUCCACUGCGGCCAGAACUGGGGCUUCUGGACCCUGAUGACGGAGAUGCCCUCUUACAUGAGCCAGGUGCUGGGAGUGGACAUCAAGGCGAACGGUUUGAUGUCGGCACUGCCCUACCUGGCUAUGUAUCUGUGCAGCUUCCCGCUGGGCUUCAUGUCCGACUACAUCCUAAAGAAGAAGUGGCUCAGCAUCACUGCUUGUAGAAAACUUUCCAACUCUAUUGGUCUGUUCGGUCCCGCGGUGGCGCUGGUGGGUUUGUCGUACGUACCGGCGGGCAAAAUCACGCUCGCAGUGGCGCUGCUCACCAUCGUCGUGGGUCUCAACGCCGGACACUACACCGGAUUCCUGAUUGUACACAUCGACAUGGCGCCGAACUUUGCGGGCACUCUGAUGGGCAUCACCAACUGUCUAGCCAACAUCAUCUCCAUCAUCGCGCCGCUCGCCGCCGGCGCUAUACUCAAGGAUGAGACGGAUCCCAAUGAAUGGCGAAAAGUGUUCUACGUGUCGUCUGUCAUCUACAUCGUAGCCAACGUCUUCUUCAUCAUGUUCGGCACCAGUGAACGGCAGGAAUGGAACGAGCCCCUCGAAGACUCAAAAGUCGAUUCCAAUGUUUCAGAUACGAGUUCGGAAAAUAAAACAGAGAAGGUUGUUUGAAGGAAUCAAAAGUGUUACAUUACAUUUUUGUACCUGAUUGUAAAUAGUAGACACUUUAGUGAGAGCAAAAUGACUAUGUUGUAAAAUA